GAGGGAAAGGCUGAAUCUUCCUGUAACUACUUCCUGUUACUUCCUGCUUCCUGUGUCCCUGGGCUGCUGGGUAAGUUCUCCAGAGAUGGAAACAAGGAGGUUAGAGGGGAAAUGGGAGAAUGAAGAGCCGGACACUGAGGAUCCUCUGGACACAAUAAAGAGGGAAAUGGAUCCCGUUCCUGGGGCCGCUUCCCCAGAGCCACAACCAGAAAUAUUAGAGAUAAAGAUAAAGGAAGAAGAUGCUGAAGAUGAUCAGGACCCAGUGGAAAGUUCAUCAGUAGCAGUUAGUGUUGGGGGUGGGUACAUGAACCCUGAACUGCCCAAACCAGAGACUGACUCGGAGUCCGACACAAGAUAUGGCGACUGCUUAACAAGUUCUGAUGGAUCAGCUUUUACCUGCUGUAAAUGUGGAGAAACCUUCCCUGUGGAUCUUCUCUCCCACCUCUGUGAGACACAGGAGAGAAUUCCCACUGGUGUUGAACAUUUCACAUGCACGGAAUGUGGGAGACAUUGUACCGACCUGAGCACCCUUGAAAGGCACCAGAGAAGUCACAGCAGAAAGAAACCUUUCACGUGUACACAAUGUGGGAAGAGUUUUUCUCUGAAGCGCAAUCUCAUGAAGCACGAAAUGAGUCACAAGAACAAGCCGUUCGCAUGUAGUGAAUGCGAGAAAAGGUUUUCUGACAUGGAGAAGCUUCACCUGCACCAGGCAGUUCACACGGGGGAAAACUCUCUCACUUGCAAAGUAUGUGGGAAAUGUUUUUCUCGCAAGGACUAUCUGAAAAACCACGAGAGAAUUCACACAGGGGAGAAACCGUUCACUUGCACAGAAUGUGGCAAAAACUUCUCGUUCACCACUAGUUUUAUUCGGCACAUGAGGAUUCACACUGGGGAGAAACCGUAUUCAUGCGCCGACUGUGGGAAACAUUUCUCUGAGAAAAUGUACCUUCAGUUUCAUCGGAAAAACCCAUCAGAAUGUGAGGAAUAUGUCACUUUAAAGGCCACUCUUCAGAGCAACCAGAGUGUGGAGAAACCUUUCACUUGUACAGAAUGCGGGAAAUGUUUCUCUUUAAGCAGUUACCUCCAUAGACACCAGAGACUUCACACAGGGGACAGGCCAUUUUCUUGCGCAGAGUGCGGCAAAGCAUUCUCUGGAAAAAGGCAACUUCAGGAUCACCAAAAUACUCACACCGGAGAGAAACCGUUCACCUGCACGGAAUGUGGCAAAUGUUUUACUAGAAAGGGCAGCCUUCAAAUGCACCAGAAAAUUCACACCGGGGAGGAUCUAUUCACCUGUACAGAAUGCGGCAAAAGAUUUACCGCAAAGGCAAAACUUCGCUUGCACCAAAGAAUUCACACAGGGGUGAAACCAUUCACCUGCACAGAAUGUGGCAAAAGCUUUACAGAAAAGGGAAACCUUCGCAUACAUGAAAGAAUACACACCGGAGAGAAACCAUUCACCUGUACAGAAUGAUGACAAACAAGCUUGGGGGAACCUUAUAUUAGGGAUGCACCAAAUCCACUAUUUUGGAACCCCCAAAUCCGAAUCCUAAUUUUGUAUUUACAAAUUAGGGGUGGGAAGGGGAAAACAUUUUUUACUUCCUUGUUUUGUGACAAAAAGU
Messenger RNA from Xenopus laevis (African clawed frog), 1622 nucleotides. Its product is annotated as gastrula zinc finger protein XlCGF26.1-like. NCBI's taxonomy places the organism in Eukaryota, Metazoa, Chordata, Amphibia, Anura, Pipidae. The record is from RefSeq and is a predicted model, not a curated record. Bases 86 to 1474 code for a protein of 462 amino acids. The transcript has 4 exons.